Strongylus vulgaris is the source of this 521-nucleotide messenger RNA. Lineage: Eukaryota; Metazoa; Nematoda; Chromadorea; Rhabditida; Strongylidae. The record is from the annotation of a GenBank genome assembly.
AUGAUCAGUCCAGGUAUGUCUUCUUGUGAGCACACAAUCAAUACGCUCCGCUAUGCUGACAGAGUAAAAGAACUUGGUGCUGAUGAAGGUGGAAAUUCUCCUCCCAUGAACGAUGAGGAGCUUAUGUUACGUGCAGGUGGUGAUGAUGGUGACAACGAGGAUGCUGACCUGUCACUUGUUUGCAGCAGAAAUGGAACUGACAAAUCCACGUUCGAUAUGAUGAAAAUCGUUUCAAGUCUUACUGCUGCCGAAGAAGAAGCUCUAUAUAGCCAGUAUAAUCUCGAGCAGAACAUGAAGUCAUGGAUGAAGGAGAUGAGCAACUUAAUCACGCGCUCAAGCACUGUGGACUAUGAUCAAGAGAAAUACGUCCGAGAUUCUGUCAACUUAACCAACAAAAUGUUUAGUGGGCUGUCGGAGUGUAUGGGUAAGGUCAUAGUAGCGUUGAUCUUAAGUGUUCUAUUCUUUCUUUUUUUUAUUUCUUGCAAUUUACAAUUUUUCUCGGGCUUUUUUUUCUUGUAAUU